Messenger RNA from Spinacia oleracea (spinach), 1593 nucleotides. RefSeq lists its product as uncharacterized. The record is from RefSeq and is a predicted model, not a curated record. The coding region runs from base 1 to 1593 and encodes 530 amino acids. NCBI's taxonomy places the organism in Eukaryota, Viridiplantae, Streptophyta, Magnoliopsida, Caryophyllales, Amaranthaceae. The transcript has 3 exons.
AUGAGCAUUGUACAUAGUACUUGGCCAGUCAUCUUGAUUAAUUACAACUUGCCUCCAUGGUUGCUCUCCAAGUCUGAGUUUUUAAUGUUAGCAUUACUUAUUCCCGGCCCUUUAUCCCCCGACAAUGAUAUUGACAUCUAUCUACAACCACUAAUCAAAGAUCUAAAAGAUUUGUGGGAGUUUGGGUUGGAAACAUAUGAUGCUUCGACAAAUAAAAGGUUCGACAUGCAUGCAGCUUUGAUGUCUACUGUUUCAGAUUUUCCGGCUUAUGCAAUGCUGUCUGGUUGGAGCACUAAAGGUAGAAAAGCAUGUCCUUGCUGCCAUUAUGACACACAAUCACGAUGGUUGGACUAUAGCCGUAAAUUUUCCUACCGGGAAACUCGUAUAUUUCUAGAUCCAGCCCACCCUUGGCGCCAUGAUAAGAGAAAUUUCAACGGUGAAAUCGAGGAGAGAACUGCACCUCUUCGAUUGAAAGGAACUGAAAUUGAGGAGCUACUUCGAGACUUUCCAAAUGAAUUUGGAAAGAAGCUAAAGAAAAAGCCAGAUGAAGAAGUUCUGUGGAGGAAGUUGCCAAUACUUUUUAACUUGCCUUAUUGGAAGCAUUGCACUAACCGCCAUAAUCUUGAUGUUAUGCAUAUAGAAAAGAAUAUAUUUGAUAACAUCAUCGGAACAUUGUUAGACAUUCCUUUGAAGACCAAGGAUCAUGUGAGUGCUCGUCGAGAUUUGAAAGUUCUUAAAAUUAUGCCGGAGCUUCAACCUAUUGGAGAAGGCGAUGAUGAAGAAAUUCCGAGAUCGCGAUUCUGGUUGACAUUAGAAAAGAAGCGCAUAUGGAAUAAAGCUAUUAACCCUCGAGUUCUUGAUAAUCUCCAUAAUGAGAUAGUUGAAUCUCUUUGUCAACUGGAAACAAUUUUCCCUCCUUCAUUUUUUAAUGUGAUGGUCCAUUUACCUGUUCAUUUGGUGGAAGAAAUUAGGUUGGGUGGUCCAGUUUGUAGCAGGUGCAUGUACUCAAUUGAGAGGUAUCUCCAUGAGUUAAAGGAUGAUGUUCAAAACAAAGCUUACCCCGAGGGUUCAAUGGCAGAAGCAUAUUGGGCCAAAGAAUGUCUUAGAUUUUGUGAUAGAUACAUAAAUCAAUCAAACACUCCUUCAAAUAUUGUGAAGCCUAGUAUCUCCCAACCAUUCUUUCCUAAUAUUGGUCGACCUACUAGGGGAAAGGGAAGGACCACAAAGAAGAACCAAGAUGGGUUUAUGAUUGAUCAUGCUACUUGGGUUCAAGCGCAUCAAUAUGUCUUAUUCAAUUCAAGUUGUGAGGAAAUUGAGGAAUACAUCAGUGAUCACAUGACAUCUACAAGUUCUCACCGGAAAAGAACAUGGAAUAGUGCUCAAAAUCAUAGGAAGAAAUUCAUGGAUUGGUUUAAGGAGAAAGUUACUUAUAGGCUUGAACAGGGUGAUGUAGUAUCUGACCAUGUUAAAUGGUUAUCAAAAGGGCCUUCGUUUGUCGCAAAAAGGUACACCGGGUACUCUGUUAAUGGCUAUCACUUCCACACCAUGAAGCGCGAUGCAAAUUCUGUAUCUCAAACCAUGGAGUUACUUUAA